Molecule: messenger RNA, 1163 nt
Organism: Culex quinquefasciatus (southern house mosquito)
Lineage: Eukaryota; Metazoa; Arthropoda; Insecta; Diptera; Culicidae
Gene: Dph5
Product: diphthine methyl ester synthase
Exons: 2
Coding region: 195-1100 (301 amino acids)
Biological process (GO): protein histidyl modification to diphthamide
Molecular function (GO): diphthine synthase activity
Source: RefSeq, a predicted model, not a curated record
CCCUGUUCAAAAUCAUAACAAAACAAAAACAACACGCGAAAUUUCACGACCAAGCACGUGCGUUCGUGACUCCUUUCCUCUGUCGGCUGCCGGUUGGUUGUCCGUAACGGUUCUUCCCCCCCUUGGUACCCCCUGCGGAACAGAACCUGUAGUUUGUGCAGUUGUCGUUAAUUGUGGAACUAACCGGCGACAGAAUGUUCUACGUAAUCGGGCUCGGGUUGGGCGACCCGAAGGACAUCACGGUCAAGGGCCUGGAGAUCGUGAAACGGUGCGAGCGGGUUUACCUGGAGUCGUACACGUCGAUUCUGACCUGCGGCCAGGAGAAGUUGGAAGAGUUUUACGGACGGCCGUUGAUCAUCGCGGACCGGGAGUUGGUUGAGCAAGGUGCGGACGCGAUUCUGGCCGGCGCCAACCAGUCCGAGAUUGCGUUUUUGGUGGUGGGCGAUCCGUUCGGGGCCACGACCCACACGGAUCUGCUGUUGCGUGCCAAAGAGAAGGGCAUUCCGUCCCGGGUGAUCCACAAUGCGUCCAUCAUGAACGCCGUCGGAUGUUGCGGCCUGCAGCUGUACAGCUUCGGCGAAACGGUCUCCAUUCCGUACUGGACCGACUCGUGGCAGCCGGAUAGCUUUUUCGACAAGGUUCUGGCGAACGCGGACCGCGGCUCGCACACGCUCUGCUUGCUGGACAUUCGCGUCAAGGAACCGACCCUGGAAUCGCUCACGAAGAAGAUCCGCCAGUAUCAACCGCCGCGCUUCAUGAGCUGUUCCGAGGCCGCCGAUCAGCUGCUGAAGAUCGUUCAUCGUCGCCGGGAAAGUGGCGAGUCUUCCUGUCGGCUCAGCGAUCGGAGCAUCGUCGUUGGGCUGGCCCGAGUUGGCCACGAAACGCAGGUCAUCAAGGCGUGCACGCUGCGCGAGAUGCACCAGUUAGAUCUGGGUCCUCCGCUGCACUCGCUGAUCAUUCCCGCGCCGGAAAUGCACCCGCUGGAGGUCGAGUAUCUUCAGCAGUUCUGCGACGACGACCUGCAAGCGCUGGUGAAGCGCGCCCUGGCGCCGCCCUCGACCAUCUUCAAACUGGACGCCACGCUGUCCAGCAACUCCUGAAAGGGGUGAGUCGUCCCACGUUUUCCCAUGAUUCUUUAUAAAUAACAAGCGUACUAAAAGGAA